This is a messenger RNA of Emiliania huxleyi CCMP1516, 1416 nucleotides long. RefSeq lists its product as hypothetical. The record is from RefSeq and is a predicted model, not a curated record. NCBI's taxonomy places the organism in Eukaryota, Haptophyta, Isochrysidales, Noelaerhabdaceae. Bases 1 to 1416 code for a protein of 471 amino acids. The transcript has 3 exons.
AUGUCGGCGUUUGCUGUUGCUGACGAGCAGAUCGCCCACUUGCGCAUUGAGCGUGCUGAGUGCAUGGCGGAUGAUCUGGAAGUCGGGGAGCACAUGUCCACUUGGAGCGACAAGCAACUUGUCGCCUACUUCGAGUCAGGAGGCAUGGAGGCGCGCUGCACGAGCAGCGAGUCGGCCAAAGAGCGCUCCGAAACAAGUGUCGCAUCCGAGACUACGGGGUCUGAGUGCAAUUGGUCGUACACAGAGCCCGGUGAGACUGGCGACGCUGUCGAGGGGGCGCUCUUGGUGGGCGGGGACGACGCCUCAGGAUCCGACGAGCAGGACGGGGCGGCGGACAGUCGUGAGAACGACCGCAUGCGCGGGCUCCGUCCUCUCGAGUGGGCCACGUGCGAUUUGCUGCAGGCCGUGCUUGAGGAUCGCAUGCCAGACGACGAGAUGGCCAUGCAGCGGAUCGUCCUCCUCGACGUGUCUGCAGCCCAGCUCGUCAAGCUGGGCGACUACGACCAGCAGUACGAAGCUCUCUUCAGCGGGCCACAGUGCGCCGGGAUGCGCGCAAGGCUCCAGUCAGCAGAGCUGGUCAUCGCACUGGUCAAUGACAACGACGAUGCGGAGGUGGCUCUCGGGGGUGGCCACUGGUCGGCGGUGGCAUGGCGCCGCUCGUCGUGGCGAGACGGCAUGUUUUUGGUCGAGCACUAUGACCCGUCCGGCGACGUCGAGAUCAAUGCAGAUGCCGCUGGCCUUUUCGGUGCCGCGCUUGCGGAGCGCCUUACCGAGCUCUGCGAGCUCGAGCUCGAGCGCACCGAGAUAUGGCGCAUGCCAGCACCUAUGCAGCACGACCCCUGCGUAUGUGGCCUGACAGCAGUGGCCUAUCUGCAAGCCUUGGUUGCCGACCACACUGCGGCACGCGGCGCAGGCUUGGUGGCGGCCGCGCUCUCGGGCCCACCCGCCUCUCCACCUGGGGUGCAGGGGCUCAGCUGGGAGGACACCGAGGCAACACGGCGCGCGGCAGCCGAGGCGCACGCGCCGCUCCUCCUCGACGAGAUCGACGCGUACACAGAGCGGCUGCGUGAGUCGUGCAAGCCGGUGGUGGGCCGGCUGUGCUCGCAGCGCUGUGAGGUCGUCUUUGACGUGUUCGAGGAUGGCGACGAGGUCUUUGACGAUGGGAGUGGCCUCGGCCCUCGCGACCCCGAGCUCGAGGCGCUCCUCGACGCGUGCGAAGUGGCAGCGACCACGAGCCGAUUGCUUUGUCGGAAGACCACGCUUGCAGUGGCGAUCGCGCUCUGUCUCCACGACCGGCCGGCGUUCCUCUCGAAGCUUCGCGAGCUUGGCGUGUCGCAUUUACGCGAGCGGCAGGCCAUUGCCAACGCUAUCGGGCGCGGCGUGCGCAAGGGGUUGCUCGCAUCUGAACAAGGUUGA